This is a messenger RNA of Xenia sp. Carnegie-2017, 471 nucleotides long. Its product is annotated as G-protein coupled receptor family C group 6 member A-like. Gene Ontology annotation, cellular component: membrane. The transcript is spliced from 3 exons. The record is from RefSeq and is a predicted model, not a curated record. The coding region runs from base 1 to 471 and encodes 156 amino acids. Gene Ontology annotation, biological process: G protein-coupled glutamate receptor signaling pathway; regulation of synaptic transmission, glutamatergic. NCBI's taxonomy places the organism in Eukaryota, Metazoa, Cnidaria, Anthozoa, Malacalcyonacea, Xeniidae. Gene Ontology annotation, molecular function: adenylate cyclase inhibiting G protein-coupled glutamate receptor activity.
AUGAUUAUUGGUGAAGCACGUUCGGAAUGCUCUAUUGCUAUUUCCAAACAGACGAAUCACACCUUAGUACCUCAAAUCUCGUACGCGUCGACGUCUCCUUUUCUCUCUGACAAAAUCACGUUUCCAUUUUUCUUUCGCACUUGGCCGUCCGACGUUUAUCAAGCAAAAGCACUUGGCGAAUUGGUGAAGAUUCACGAGUGGAAGAAGAUGGGGACAAUUGCCGUAAAGGACGAAUAUAGCCAGGAACUUGUACGCCGUACGGAGAAAAUCCUCACUAAAGAAAACAUUGUUUUGGGUGCUCAGGAGCGAAUGAAACAUGGUGAUUACAAAGAUGUUGCUAAUCAUCUGAAAGAGGGCGAGAGUUGGGUCAAAGUAGUUACGUAUACAGCUGAAGAUGGUCUCCAGCUCACGGGGCACAUCGUCUGGCCUGGAGGUGGGUUGAGCACACCAUCAGAACAUCAACCACAGUAA